AUGUUGUCCUCCAUAUCGGCCGCCUUUUCAGCGGCCCCCGAAGGUGCACAGCAGCGGCCUCCUCGCUAUGCCGGCGAAGACACCACACCGACGGGUCGCCGGGAGAUAUUGGGCUGGUAUUCAUAUGGCAUCGCGGCGGAAGUCUUUGCUGUCUGCGGCGUAGGCUCGUUUCUACCACUUACGCUGGAACAAUUAGCGCGUGAACGCGGCACUCUCCAAAAAAGCCACCUACCAUGCAUCGGACCCUCGGCAGGCAAUAGCACGGAUGACGCCGCCAACGGCCAGUGUGUGGUCCCUAUCUUCGGCCUCGAAAUCAACACAGCGAGUUUCGCCAUGUAUACUUUCUCUUUCGCGGUGCUUAUUCAGGCAUUGACGUUGAUCUCAUUCAGCGCGCUUGCAGACUACGGUAUGGUUGCAGAAACGAGGAGCUGA
Penicillium salamii is the source of this 432-nucleotide messenger RNA. NCBI's taxonomy places the organism in Eukaryota, Fungi, Ascomycota, Eurotiomycetes, Eurotiales, Aspergillaceae. The record is from the annotation of a GenBank genome assembly.